AGACCCCCGGCUCCUCCGCCGCCGCCGUCACAGCCUUGUCCUCCAGCUCUGGUUCCUCCGCUUCCUGUUGCAGCUAUCUGGGCCCCGAGCUGCGGGCGCCCGGGCGCCCGAGGUUUCCCGGUACGCUCCGCCAGGAUGGCAUUAGCUCUGUGUCUGCAGGUGCUGUGCAGCCUGUGUGGCUGGCUCUUGCUCUAUAUUUCUUUCUGCCACCUGAAUAAGCACCGAAGCUAUGAGUGGAACUGCCGGCUGGUCACCUUCACCCAUGGAGUCCUCUCUAUAGGCCUCUCCGCUUAUAUUGGCUUCAUUGAUGGCCCAUGGCCUUUUACCCACCCAGGCUCACCCAAUACACCUCUCCAAGUUCACGUUCUGUGUCUCACCUUGGGCUACUUCAUCUUCGACUUGGGCUGGUGCAUCUACUUCCAGUCUGAGGGUGCCUUGAUGCUGGCUCAUCACACAUUGAGCAUCUUGGGCAUUAUCAUGGCCCUCGUGCUUGGGGAGUCCGGCACAGAGGUCAAUGCAGUCCUCUUUGGAAGUGAGCUUACCAACCCCUUGCUACAGAUGCGCUGGUUUCUCCGGGAAACAGGGCACUAUCACAGUUUCACUGGAGAUGUUGUGGACUUCCUCUUUGUGGCUCUGUUCACAGGAGUGAGGAUUGGUGUAGGAGCUCGCCUCCUUUUCUGUGAAAUGGUCUCCCCCACGCCUAAGUGGUUCGUGAAGGUUGGGGGAGUAGCAAUGUAUGCUGUGUCUUGGUGUUUUAUGUUUAGCAUCUGGCGCUUUGCAUGGAGGAAGAGCAUCAAGAAGUACCAUGCUUGGAGAAGCAGGCGGAGUGAGGAACGGCAGCUGAAACACAAUGGACAUCUCAAAAUACACUAGCCAAGGCUUGCUCCAGGUUAUGGAUUGGGUUAAGUCAGCCGUGGGAACCAGGUUGGAAAUAUGACUGUUACGGAAUUAUGCUUAUAACAAACUUAGGUUUCAAAAAAAGGGCUAAAUUUAUCGAUCAAUUUGGUCAGUCUUCAAGCCGGGCAUAUUUCAGUAUUAAAACCCUAACUUCUACAGUGGCACAGUUGUAGAAAGUGAGAAUACUCCUUGGUAGUUGGGAUUAAGAACUGUGAAGCGAGUACUACAGGCAUUUGCUUUCAUUUGUGGUGACCCUGGGUCCUCCUUCCCUGGGAGGUUUGAUGUCCGGGCAGCUUAGAAAGGAACUCGAAAGAUUAGUGCCAUUUCUUGUUCCUUUGAGAAGUAACUCUUUCAAUAAACACUGAUUUCUGCUUUCCAUGUAGCAAUUUAUCUAAGUUUACCCCAUUUACUAUAAAGUGAGGGGCUUUUAGGAAGACACACGCCUUUGGCAUUUUGAACAUUUGAUCAGGGAAUUAGUUCUGCUUAAACAGAGGGGGAUAGGAGGGCGAGAGUAAAACUGGCAGUGAGGAGGAGGGUUACUUACUGAACCUCCUAUACCAACUGUGCUAGAGGUCCCCAAGACCACUGUCAGGUUACGUGAUUCUCUGGGAGGACUCAGAGGACUCAGCAUAUAGUCUUACUCAUAGUUCUGAUUUAUUAUAGUGAAAAAUACAAAGAAAAAUCCGUAAAAGGAGAAGGCACCUGAGAAAAAGUCUCGGGAAACUAGGCACAAGCUUCCAGAGUCCACUCCCAGUGGGAUCACACAGGAUACGCUUAAUUCCCCUAGCAAUGAUUUGUGACAUGCGAAUGGGUUGUCUACGGGAGAACGUCAUUACAGACUCAGUGCCCAAAGUUUUUACUGGGGACAGGUCAUCUAGGCAGCCUUUCUCUAGCGGGGAGCAAAAUUCAAGACUCUCAAAAGGAAAACAGGUGUCCAGCAUAAGCCAUAUUAUUUGCAUAAACAGUUCAGAUACAGUAAACCAGUCUUAUCAGUUAAUGGUGGGAGCCCUUCCAAAAUCUAAGUUCCCAAAUGCCGGCCAGUGGCCAACCCUGUAAUCAGGCCUCUCCAAGGAUAGCAGUUUAGGCCUGCUAUGUUAACUCUUUGAUGCACAAAACCUAUAGAGUUAGGGCUUUGGAUUUGAGAUGAAUGAAGUGUGGGAGAUUUACUGAGUUCUGUUAUACAGUUCUGCCCUACCAGGAAAACUAUGCCAGUUCUCAGGGCUUUUGUGCAUUAAUCUCCUAGGCAUUUGAGGCUAUGACUAAAUUCCAUAGGGAUUUACCAUGUGGAUUCCACUGUGCUUGAGAUGGCAGUUUAGAUUUCAGCUCUGCUGUACAUAUUGCAAACUAGAACCAAAGACUUUAAAGUAUGUACUGGCCUCAGGGGGGUGAGGUUAAUUUCUUUUUUUCAUUUUAGAUACAUUCCCUUUUAGUACUCUUCCCUUUUUCUUAUUUCUAUUAAAAAGGUACCACUCUAUGGACAAACUAAUAUGACAAGGUCAAUCUUGAAAGGAAAAAACAUAAUAAUUCUUAGUGUGACAGUCUCCAAGAGAAGCAAGAACAUAAACUUAGAACAAGGGGUUAAGAAUCAAGAAUUCCUGGGUUCUUUUAACUAAUUUCGCUACUCACUUGCCAGAUCAUUUGGAUAGGUUACUCGUUUAUUAUUUGUCUGAGUUUAAACCUAUUGUAAAUGAAUAAAAUACCCUGUUAUAUAUUUCAUAGAGACAUUAUGUGGCAUUUUAUUAAUGGAGGUCUUUAAAAUAGGGCUUUUAUGGAAAUAUGAAGUAUUUAUUGAUUAUUUUUACCAUGUUAUUUAGUUCAAUGAUGUUUGACUAGCUCAGUGGGUGAGCAAGCAUAUGGUGCUACUGGAGCCAAGGCUGGUCAGUAGGAAGUGUCAGUCCAUUCCAUGGCCACUGGUAAUCUCACGUAAUGAGGAGUCUCGAAAAUGGAUGUCUUGGCCACAGAAACCAAGCAUGAGGGAGUGGUUGGAAUGGUGUAAAGUCAUCACUGUUAAGGGAACAGUAACUUUAAAAGCAUGUUAACAGUGGAUCUUUCAAAAUAAUAUGAAAGAGUUUUGCUGGUCAUUGAGAUAAUCUGACAGCAUCUCCACUCUUUUUUUUUAAUCUCCACUUUUUAUUUUUUCUAUCAUGAGUGCCCCUAAAAUGCUGGUGAGCUUCUUUCCAACAAAAUUGCAGUCAAAGUAGGAUGCUGGGGAAUGCUGAUUUUAGCAAAAGCCUAGCAGAAAAGAGUGGCUUGGCACAUGAGCUUAAAAAAUAAAAAAGCUGGCUCUUGAAUUUUGGCACAGUGCAACCUGUUCCAUACCAGACAAAUGAACAGGCUUAAUCUGGUACCAAUUCUUUUUCUCUCUUACUCCCCAGAAGUGAAGGGACUGCAGAUCUUGCUGUUUGGAGACACUUUCAUUGGAAUGUAUAUAGGUUUUUUUGAAUGGUGAGAAAUCUGAAUAAUUGGUAAGGGGAAGGGAAUCCCUCAUUUCAGCUUUUCUUGAUGUUGUCACUAAUAACUAUGAAAAAAACCUCUGAGAGAACAAUGUGAACUGAAGAUGACUCAGCAGUUAAGAUAAUGCUCAGUUUUGAAACCACAGGUAAAUGAAGGGCUAAUUAAUGUGUGGUAUACUUGGACAAAAUGAAGUACUCAUUUGCACUGGAUUACUAUGUAAUGAUAACUAACACUGUUCAAGAAGGAUUUAUAUUUCCAUAAGAUUUGUACUAAAUUUUAUAAAAGUAAAACAACUUUUUAUAAAUCCAGA
Molecule: messenger RNA, 3661 nt
Organism: Callithrix jacchus (white-tufted-ear marmoset)
Lineage: Eukaryota; Metazoa; Chordata; Mammalia; Primates; Cebidae
Gene: TLCD5
Product: TLC domain containing 5
Cellular component (GO): membrane
Source: RefSeq, a predicted model, not a curated record